AUGGUCACCUACAAAGUUCUUUCACUUUCGCUCUUUGCUCUCGGCAUCCAAGCUCUCGCCUUGCCUGAUAGAUUUGGAGGUCCUCCUGGUUUCCCCGGACAAGGCGGUCCCCCAGGCGGUCCUCCAGCUGGUCCCCCCGGCCGAGACGGUCCAGGAGGCCCGGGAGAUGGUCCUGGGUAUCCUGGACCAGGAUAUCCCGGUGGUAAUCCUCCAGACUGGCCUGGAUCUCCUGGUUUCCCGCAGCCUGGGCCCCCGGGCGGAGGGCAACCAGGAUGGCCUCAGCCCAGCUUUCCGAGUUGGCCUAGCAUCCCGGUAACCACUACCACUGUCGCUAUUUCUUCGACAACAACCUCACCGUAUGUUCCCCCAUCAUUUCCCUCUCAUCAGCCCGACAACGACCAGCACGAAAUCCCCAACCACAUCUGCAAGCACUGCUACUACCACUUCCGGCGUAACCUCUACUUCGUCCUCGGUCUCGACGUCCUCACUAACGACAACAACUUCAACCGUUCCCACAACAACGCCUACAACUUUGUCGACUACGACCACACCAAGCACAACCACUACGACGACAACAACAACGACUACCACAUCCACCAUUCCUCCUACGACUCCGAUCACCACCACAACCACUACAACCACGACGACAACAACGACCACCACCGCCACAACUACUACCACGACCCCUCCGCCGAAUUGUCCUAUUCCAACACUGCAAAAUGUGGCUUCACUUCCGGGCUAGUGGACGAGGUUGAACAAGCAGGCACGGGCAUCUUCAUCCCCCGUUCCGGCAAUAACUAUUUCCAAGUAACCAACACGGGCACGUCGCCGUCAGAAGCGCGCAUCGCUCAGUCGCCAACCUUCUGCAACGGAGUCGACUACACAAUCUCGCUCUGGGCCAUCGGCGACUGCAAUGGCGCAGCCCAGUGUGCCGGCUUCUCAAGUGUUCGUGUCCAGAUCGUCACCAACAUCGGCUUCAGCACGGAUUUCACCCUCUCCAAUAUCGGUCCCGCCGAUUGGCAGGAGCUCACCUACACGUUCACCUGGACCGCCGGAACUGGCCUCUCCCCGGUCUCGAUCAACGUCUUUAUGGACAACCAGAACGAAUCGAUCGGGCUGGACGAUAUCAGCAUCUCGUUUGCUUGA
This is a messenger RNA of Fonsecaea pedrosoi CBS 271.37, 1146 nucleotides long. RefSeq lists its product as uncharacterized. Lineage: Eukaryota; Fungi; Ascomycota; Eurotiomycetes; Chaetothyriales; Herpotrichiellaceae. Bases 1 to 1146 code for a protein of 381 amino acids. The record is from RefSeq and is a predicted model, not a curated record. The transcript has 4 exons.